UCAGGCGAUUUGACCAGGACCCAGAGGAUUGUUAAGCUGCGCUGAAAUGAUGAGGGAAGUUUGGUCAUCAGAAGAAGUCAGAAAAUUGGCAACUUGCUCAAUUCAGCAUGCAAGACCUCCCUUCCCCUCCUCCCUCACACCCGAGUCUCCCACCCUACCGCCCUCCCCCACCUCCAGCUGACCAUGGCAUCAGAAGCAGAGAAAACAUUCCACCGGUUUGCUGUCUUUGGAGAAUCAUCAGGUAGUGGUGCCGAAAUGAAUAACAAGAACUUCUCCAAGCUGUGCAAAGAUUGUCACGUCAUGGAUGGCAAGACAGUCACCUCUACUGAUGUGGACAUCGUGUUCAGCAAAGUCAAGGCCAAGAAUGCCCGAACCAUCACGUUUGUACAGUUCCAGGAGGCAAUGAAGGAACUGGGCCAGAAGCGGUUCAAGGGGAAGAACCCAGAUGAAGCCCUGGAGGGCAUUUAUAAACUCAUGGAGGGCCAGGAUCCAGCCACCACUGGUGUUACUAAAGCAACGACAGUGGGUGCAGUGGACCGUCUGACAGACACCAGCAAGUACACCGGCAGCCACAAGGAGCGUUUUGAUGAGAGUGGCAAGGGCAAGGGCAUUGCAGGACGAGAAGAGGUGACUGACAACUCAGGCUAUGUGAGCGGCUACAAGGGUGCUGGCACCUAUGAUAAGAAGGACAAGUAGAGAGGAGCCGCAUCUUAGCCUGCUCGCUCCCAACCCUGCAUCUUAACAUCAGGGAGUCUGAGAAACAAUAAACACCUGUGUGUGCAGCAGC
Messenger RNA from Galeopterus variegatus (Sunda flying lemur), 787 nucleotides. It is a transcript of the gene TPPP2, whose product is annotated as tubulin polymerization-promoting protein family member 2. The record is from RefSeq and is a predicted model, not a curated record. Bases 184 to 696 code for a protein of 170 amino acids. Gene Ontology annotation, molecular function: tubulin binding. Gene Ontology annotation, cellular component: microtubule. Gene Ontology annotation, biological process: microtubule bundle formation; microtubule polymerization; positive regulation of protein polymerization. The transcript has 4 exons. Lineage: Eukaryota; Metazoa; Chordata; Mammalia; Dermoptera; Cynocephalidae.